Messenger RNA from Impatiens glandulifera, 3453 nucleotides. Its product is annotated as COP1-interacting protein 7-like. The coding region runs from base 245 to 3283 and encodes 1012 amino acids. Lineage: Eukaryota; Viridiplantae; Streptophyta; Magnoliopsida; Ericales; Balsaminaceae. The record is from RefSeq and is a predicted model, not a curated record. The transcript has 12 exons.
UUCUUUCAGUCUCUCUGUUCAAUCUCUUCUCCCUUUGCCUCUCUUUGUCCACCAUUAAAGUGGGCACUGCUUUGCCGACGCUUUCUUUCUCUCUUUAAAAGUCCCUUUUCUCACUCUCUCAUAAGCAAGCAGAGCUCAGUUUUAUGCAGAAGAAGCCGAAUUGUCAAUGUCCAUUUGAUUGAAUCUUCUUUGCUACCUCAAAAGUUGUAUUCUUUGUUUUGUAUAUUUGGUGGGUUUGAUCCAAAUGAGGUCCAGUACUCUGCUCGACUCAGCUAUCUUCCACCUUACUCCCACUCGUACCAGGUGUGAUUUACUUAUUACUGCAAAUGGAAAGACUGAAAAAAUUGCUUCGGGUUUGUUAAAUCCAUUUCUGGCUCACCUGAAAACUGCUCAAGAUCAAAUUGCCAAAGGUGGUUAUUCUAUUUUACUUGAGCCUGAAAGAAGAAAUGGCCAUGAUGAUGAUGAUGAUGUUUCCUGGUUUACAAAGGAUUCACUUGAAAGGUUUGUGCGAUUUGUUAGCACCCCUGAUAUCCUUGAACGAGUUUAUACUAUAGAAUCAGAGAUGUUGCAAAUUGAAGAAUCAAUUGUUAUUCAGAGAAAUAAUGAUGCUGUAAUCAACAAUGUAGAACACCGUCAAUCAAAAUCUAUUACAAAUCAUGAAGCCAGCAAUACAAUGAGAGAUGAUGCGAAUGAGGAGAAGGGUAUUGUCCUUUACAAGCCUGACGAUGAAGAACACGAGGGAAAUGGUUCUGAAGAAAAUUCAAAAGUUAAACUUCUAAAAGUGCUGGAGAGUCGGAAACUUGGACUGCAGAAAGAACAAGGAAUGGCUUUUGCACGCGCUGUGGCUGCAGGGUUCGACAUUGAUCACAUGAAUCCUUUGGUUUCAUUUGCUGAAUGCUUUGGAGCCACACGUUUAAUGAACGCUUGUUUAAGGUUCAUGGAUCUCUGGAAAAGAAAGCAUGAAAGUGGGCAGUGGCUUGAAAUUGAAACAGAUGAAGCAAUGUGUAAUCGCUCAUCAGAUUUCUGCACCAUGAAUGCUAUGCUUUUUUCUAGUACUGUUGAGGAACAAAACGAUGACAGUGCUGAGAAAAGGAAUCUUGUGGAUCAGAAAGAAGGAUACAUUCAAGGCCAAAUCCCACAGCCCAUUUUCUUUCCUCCUUGGCCUAUGCAUUCACCUCCAGGAACUGUUCAAGGAGUGCCCUAUUACCAUGGCUCACUUUAUCAACCACCUUAUCAAAUGGACAACAAUUUCUCACCAAAUAUUGAUUCUAGAGUUGGACGCAGUAACAAAAGGAAUUCUUUGGAGGAGUUUACAAAAGAAGAUUCCGAAAUAUAUCAGAAGAAAACUAGCAGAUCGAGUAAAAAGAAACCAGAUGCUGUUAUCAGAAACUCUUCAGAUUGCAGCGACUCAGAAGAGGAAUUGUCUUCGUCCUUGAAAAGGAAAGGGAAUGAAUAUCGUUCAUCAAAGCUGGAAUUGUAUAAAUGUGAUAAUCGAGAAGAAAGGAGCUAUGGAAAUGAGAUUGAUAAUGGCGGGCAUUGGCAAGCAUUCCAAAAUCUUUUAUUGAGAGAUGCUGAUGAAGACAAGCAUGUUUCAGAUAAAGAGAAAAAGGACGAAUCUUUCAUUGUUCCUUUCAGGACUGGUAAUGUUGACAGGACUGCCAUCGAUGUUGAAUCUGAGCUUCCAUCGAAGCAUCAGAAGUUAGAAUACAAUUCUUCCAGAUCCAAUAAGAAAACUAGUUAUGAACAAUAUGACUUGAACUUGAAGAAACAUGAAGGCCGAGCUAAGAAAGAGACCGCAGGAUAUGAUCCUGCUCUGGAGUCCAACAAAUCACAGAAUAACAGAAUUAAAAGUGGUAAUGUAGCUAAGAGCUUAAACAGAACUACAGAUAAAAAGAAGUAUGCAUCUGUUGGAGGACCAAUAAGGAAGGUGAAGAAGCCAUCAAAGAUGAGUCAGCUAGACGAUGCUAAAGCACGUGCUGACAAGCUGAGAAGUUACAAAGCUGACCUCCAGAAAAUGAAGAAAGAAAUGGAGGCAAAAGAGAUGAAAAGGUUGGAAGCUUUGAAGAUUGAAAGACAGAAGAGAAUUGCAACAAGAGGCAGUUCUUCAUUGCCCUCACCACAAAGCAAAAAACAAUUGCCUUCGAAACUGUUUUCUCCUAGCUCUCAUCCCGGUUCAAAAUUCAGUGAUUUGCAGCCAGCAGCAUCGUCUCCAUUACAGAGAUCGAAGAUAAGAAAUGCUUCACUUAUGUCAAAGAAUGAAUCUAACAGAGCUUCCAAAACAGGGAAUAACAAUAAUAGGCUGGUUAAAUCAGUUUCCUCAUUGCCAGAUCCAAAUAAAAAAGACAAUGUUGCUGUUACUGUUGCUGAUACAAAGGCUUCAAUGGCCAGAAUAAGAAGGUUGUCAGAACCUAGAACAGUUGGUCCUGAAUCAGUAUCAAAACCGAAGGUGGUAUCAUCAUCUAGUGGACGACCUGAUAGUAAGAAAAUAUCUGCUAUUAUAAAUCUAGACAAAAGAAAGUCUGCAACACUUCCUGAACUGAAGAUUAGAACAUCAUCGAAAAGGACUAUGGAUGGAAGGACCAAACUAACAACAGUAAAUGGAACCAAGUCAUCAUCUGCAGCUUCUGAAACAAAGAAUGUACUUAAAAUAACAGCGCAUGAUAAUGAUGAUGACAUGGAUGUAAUUGAGAAGGCAGUUGUCAUUCUCGAGUGUGAGAAGAAGCCUUCUGUAGUUGUUCAACAAACCUGUCUGUUCGAUGAUCUGAAAAAAUCUGAGGUAAGGAAUAAUAAUGAAGGUUCGGAGGAAAGGCAGAAAAACUUUGGGGGUAAGACGGUUGUGGAGAAGCAUAAUCAACCUAUCCCCACACCCUCUUAUGCUACUAGACCCGAAAUGUUAGUAGACAGGAGAGUAGCAGAAACAACUAAAGUAAUCCAGCAUAUUUCUGGACCUCAUAAUAGCCUGAAAUUGGAAAGGAUUCCUGAAAUACUGGAGAAAUCGCCUAAAGGGCUUAAACGAUUUUUAAAUUUUGGAAAGAAGAAUAAAAAUUUAGCUGGUGUAAGUUAUUACGAUGGUUCUGAUGCAGCAGCAGAUGGUGGAAGGGCAGUUUCUUCAGAAGUUGGUAGUAGUAAUACAUUGAAGAAUCUCAUCUCACAGUCACUAGAUGAAUAUUCAGAUUCUGCCUCUACUACAACACCUCAAAAGUCUUCGCGCCACAACUUUUCCCUGUUGUCUCCCUUUCGAAGCAGCAAGAAGAGCAGCGAAAAGAAGAACCAGAGCAGCUAAAGUUUGCGAUUUCAAGUUAAGUGUGACACAAUGAGACUUGCUCCCCCUGUUCUAUUAGAAGGAAAGGAAAGAAUAGCUGAACUUGUGUAAUAUGUAAAGUUGAACUUGUGUAAUAUUAUAUUAUUGUUUUAUUAAAUACAAUCAAAAAAUGACAAAGACUAAACAUUCUA